Danaus plexippus (monarch butterfly) is the source of this 833-nucleotide messenger RNA. RefSeq lists its product as uncharacterized. The record is from RefSeq and is a predicted model, not a curated record. The coding region runs from base 83 to 793 and encodes 236 amino acids. The transcript has 7 exons. NCBI's taxonomy places the organism in Eukaryota, Metazoa, Arthropoda, Insecta, Lepidoptera, Nymphalidae.
UACACAUUAUUAACACAUUUUAAUGGCUCAUGUAAUUAAUUAAUAAACUGUUUAUAAUGUGUUUACUAUCUUUGCGAGAAGUAUGUCAAAACACAUUAUACUUUUUGCUGUAUGCCUUACGUCGGUUUUAAGUAACAUUAAUAUACGUCGUGGAGGUUGGCUGGAUCGCGUCGUUGAAUAUUACAAGAACAGAUUCUAUGACGAUCUUAAAAAGACGCCACCCGUCAAAAUUAAAGCCAGGAUCGAACGACCCCCUCCCGGGUACAUAGACUCAACUCAAUGGGACUAUAACUCAGUGAUACGUCUCUUAAGCCUUUUAAGAGACAGUGAAGAUUCAACCGAAGUCAGACGAGUAAUAUCUCGCACUUUGAGAUCCAGCCGAAGGUUUAUGUCGAUUUCUGAAAGCUUACAAGUCUUCCCGAGCUUAGCAAAGGGUCAUCCGAACGACUUCUAUUAUUCUAUGGAUUCUGGUGAAUAUUACGCCGACGUGCCCGGCGCGAACGCGAAACCUUUGUACGACGAUGACGUCAUCGUAGUUAGCAACCCUGUCGAAGCCAGACUGCCAAGCGCUAGGAUCAGUGUGCAACUACUUAAAGCCAUUUUAGAAAAGAGGGCGUUAGCUGCUCGUUAUAUGACGACAACUUUAAAAACUUUCCCUUGGUUGCCAAUCAAUUUCACGAUAGGCAACGACACGGAAGCUACGUCAGAAGCAGCUAUCGCUGGGGAAGUUACUGGAGGCACUGGAGGCGGAAAUACGACUGGCGGUGGUGCCACUGGUGCUGCAACCAAAUAAAAAAAAAACAACUCAAUGAAUAAAAACAUAUUACAUUCAA